Messenger RNA from Lycium ferocissimum, 1677 nucleotides. Its product is annotated as probable protein phosphatase 2C 27. Gene Ontology annotation, biological process: protein dephosphorylation. Gene Ontology annotation, molecular function: protein serine/threonine phosphatase activity; cation binding. NCBI's taxonomy places the organism in Eukaryota, Viridiplantae, Streptophyta, Magnoliopsida, Solanales, Solanaceae. The coding region runs from base 231 to 1388 and encodes 385 amino acids. The transcript has 4 exons. The record is from RefSeq and is a predicted model, not a curated record.
ACCUAUUUUUUCAAGAACCCCAUAAUCACAUAUUCCCAAGAAUCUUCUCUUCCAUCAACAGUUUCACACUUGCUCUACUUGCCUCCCUUUCAAUACCAAACAACUUGCUCAACUUAAAACUCAUAAAAACAAUCCAUUCUUCUACUUGGUCUAAAUAUUCCAGUCUUUUUAUAAUCUUUAUUUAAUUAUUUUUAUAUUUUUGCCCCUUAACUUACCCCCUUAAAAUAAACAUGUGCAUUCAAGAUUUAGAGUCAGAGCAAGUGAAUGAAGGUAUGGAGAAUUUGGACAUUUCAAACACUGAUAACAAUUUCAAGAACCAAACUUUACAUAAAGAAGCUGAAUUUCAACGUACCCAAAUUGAGAAUUUGGAAAAAAUUACAUCUUCUAGCCCUUGUCUGAUGAGAAAUUCAUUACCAUUGGAAAGUAUUUCGGAAGACACAACUAUUGCAGAUCGGAAACAGAUACUCUUUAGUAACUUCCUCCCGACCCUUAGGUCUGGAGAUUGGUCCGAUAUUGGAGGUCGCCUUCACAUGGAAGACACUCACAUCUGUAUUUCGGACCUAGCUAAAAAUUUUGGCCAUAAUAUACUUGGUGAGGAUGCUAUUUCCUUCUAUGGAGUCUUUGACGGACAUGGAGGGAAAGGAGCAUCACAGUUUGUUCGUGACUACUUACCGAAGAUCAUUGUCGAGGAUGCUGAUUUUCCUCUGGAACUUGAGAAAGUGGUUACAAGAUCUUUCGUAGAGACGGAUGCUGCUUUUGCCAAGUCAUGCUCUGUUGACUCAGCUUUGUCCUCGGGCACUACUGCACUCACUGCAAUGAUAUUUGGAAGAUCAUUACUUGUGGCAAAUGCUGGUGAUUGUCGAGCAGUUGUAUCUCGACGUGGACUGGCUAUAGAAAUGUCAAAGGAUCACAGACCUUGUUGUGUUAUUGAAAGAACUCGCAUCGAAUCCGUGGGUGGAUUUGUUGAUGAUGGCUAUUUGAAUGGACAGCUAGGUGUGAGCCGGGCAUUAGGUGACUGGCACAUUAAAGGACUGAAGGAGGUCGAAAAGGGCGGGCCAUUGAGCGCGGAACCAGAACUGAAAUUGCUGACCUUGACAAAGGAGGACGAGUUCCUGAUUAUCGGUAGUGAUGGAAUAUGGGAUGUUUUCCUAAGCCAAAAUGCUGUCAAUUUUGCUCGGAGACGACUGCAGGAGCAUAACAAUGUAAAGCUAUGUUGCAAGGAAAUAGUAGACGAGGCAAAAAAACGCGGUGCCAUAGACAACUUGACAGUAGUUAUGGUCUGUUUUCACUCCGAGCCUCCACCUCCAAUUGUUUUUCAAAGAUCAAGAAUAAGGAAAAGUAUAUCUGCCGAGGGGCUUGAGAAUCUAAGAUCUUUGCUUCAAGGCUAAUAUCAUUUUUUGCAGCUAAACAACAGCGAUAAUGACGAUUACUUUGUUACUUGUGGACAACUUUGUAAAUACAUAAGAGGUAAGCUUAUGUUCUUUUUUUGUAAUUCUCCCAUUUAGACCUAGUCCAAGAUGAAAUAAAGCUUGAGGAAGAUAGAAGCAACCGAAGGGGCCAAAUUUUUGUACAUAAAUUAAACAAUAUUCUUCUAUUGUAUGGUUCCCUGACUAAAGGGAAACUCAAACUGAACCUCACCUUCUGGUGAGACAAAAUUGAACUGUUGGUUUGUUCCAA